Molecule: messenger RNA, 1455 nt
Organism: Eimeria tenella
Lineage: Eukaryota; Apicomplexa; Conoidasida; Eucoccidiorida; Eimeriidae
Exons: 3
Coding region: 1-1455 (484 amino acids)
Source: RefSeq, a predicted model, not a curated record
AUGCAACCGUACGAGAGAACAGAGCAGCACCUGCAGCAGCAGCAGCAGCAGCAGCAUGAGGAGCAGCAGGCCCCGUCGGCACAUACCUCCUGCAUGCAGCCCCAGGUGAGCAGCAGCAAACCUGAAGAGCCACAGGGCCCCCUCUUCGCUUUUGCUGCUGCCAGGCGAGACAAGGAGGAAGCAGCAGCAGCAGCAACAACAGCAGCAACAGCAGCAACGGCAGCAGGAACAGCAACCGCGACAGCAGCAGCAGCAGCAGAUGGUAACCAAGUAGCUCCGCUCUUAGCAGAGACGCAAGGCGCUCCCAUCAUGAUAGACGCAGCACUGCAGCAGCAGCAGCUGUUGCUGCAGCAACAGCAGCAGCGGCAGGGGGGAUUGACCUCCACCUUAGGCCCGCACUGCAUGCAAGCUCUCAUCUACCCGACCAUGCAGCAGCAGCAGCAAGAGCCGCAGCAGCAGCAACAACAACAACAACAGCAGCAACAGCAGCAGCAGCAGCAGCAACAGCAGCAUGAGCAGCAGCUCACGGAAGAGGGGUUGAUAAAAUCCCCAAUGAGCCCGGAGGAGAUUCCGCAGGAGACACAAACCACUGGACUUCCUUGGCAGCAGCAGCAACAGCAGCAGCAGCAACAGCAGCAACAGCAACAGAAACAGCAGCAACAGCAAGAGCAACAACAGCAGCAGCAGCAGCAACAUAUCUCUCUUCAGCUGAGCGAGCUGCAGCAAAGAGGGCAGCUGCUGAUGCAAAGGCAGCUACAGGAGGAGCAGCAGCAGCAACACAGCCAUACCAGCAGCAGCAGCAGCAGCAGCAGCGGAAUGGUCCAGUGGUCCCCUGCUUGGCAACCAGUGCAGGAGGCCCCUCAGUGGGGCCCCCCUAGGGGUCCCAUUGGGGGCCCCAUGGGGGGCCCCAUGGGGAGUCCCCCCCUUGUGGCGACAACUCGUGAGGGUUUGUCUGUCCCGUUUGUUUUUACUGCAGCAGCAGCAGCAGCAAAUUGCGGGGAAGUUGUGCAGCUUGCUGCGCCUGAUGUGGGGCUUGUCGGUGGUCCAGUAGCAGCAGCAACAGCAGCAGCGGCGGCGCCUCCGUUCGUGGCUGCUGCUGCUGAGAUAGAUGAACCCAGAAGCAACUUUUCCUUUCCCUCUGCUGCUGCCGUUACUGCUGCUGCUCCUGCUGCUGCUGCUGCUGCGGUCCCUGCUGCAGGUCCUGCAGCAAGUGUGCAGCGACACACAGUGUGGGUGCCGCUGCACCGGCCGCUGCAGCAGCAGCAGCAGCCACUGCUGCAGCAGCAGCAAAAGGCGCCAGAGACCCCUGCUGUUGCACCAGGGGGCCCCCAAGGGGGCCCCCCAGUUUCUGCUGCAGAUGGUGGGGGCCCCUUUGGGGGCCCCUGUGGGGCCCCAGAAAGGCGUGAGCUGGGGUGUACAUACACCGUAGAAGUCAGCAAUUGUUUUUCUUUUUAG